Molecule: messenger RNA, 1495 nt
Organism: Bipolaris sorokiniana ND90Pr
Lineage: Eukaryota; Fungi; Ascomycota; Dothideomycetes; Pleosporales; Pleosporaceae
Exons: 1
Coding region: 35-1189 (384 amino acids)
Source: RefSeq, a predicted model, not a curated record
CCCGCUUUGUUGUUGAACACCAUCAGCGCCCUACAUGGACUCAACACCAGCAUUUAGUGUCCCUGCAUCGAGCGGUACCAAAUGCGCAUCGUCUUCCCCCAUCAGCGUUUUUGAGGAUCACCCACACAGCACAAUCGACAUCGUGGUAAUUUGCAGCUAUUCACCCUUAUUUCCAGGACAACGAGAACAGCAAAAAGACUGCUGUGAGCGAUUGAAGGCUGCAAAGUUACCGGCAAGAAUUCUGACCUUUAUCUGUGACGAUCGAGGGUCUGAAAGCCGGUAUGGUGCUGAAGAAGCCGCUAUCCUCUACCAAUCUUUGUCCUCGGAGCGCGAGGCCUCGGGAAGAACUGAGAGUCAGAUUAUUUUCAUCUCAACUCACCGCUGCGAGCGCUGGGUUACCUUAGGAAUCCUGGUUGCCAGUUUUACUGUUAGUCCUGAAUCUCCCGUCGAAGGAAUAAACGUUAGCAGCGUUCAUUCCGCUUCAAUCGUACGCUCAACUAUUGGCGUACUGCACUUCCCCCCUUCUCAAUAUACCUACCACCAACGUAUCCUCGAAACGGCUACUCUAGUAGUUCUACAAUGUGUCGGCGUCAUUGUACUGCAAUGCAGUGACCCUUCAUCGGGCUAUUCAAUCAGCUCAUCUCAGUCACCACUAUUUCCCAUAGGCCUCUUCAUCUACAUAUUUAUAUCGGACCGUCCCCAUCCCCGAACAAUUGCUUGCUGGUUUGGCAUUGAAGCCAUUCUUUGGUUCUUCCAGAACUCCUCUGACAUACGGAUUAUCGACUUGGUUCUAAGAUACACUACACUGGGGCUCUUCCCAGUCUACUGCUGUUUUCUGGCUGGGCUACAAUUCAUGGUCAAUCGUAACGAUCAGCUGCAAUGGCUGUUUGUUGGUAUGAGCAUCGUAGCCGUCAUCACCAAGCAUUGGCUGUCUUCCGCCGAAUUUUUCGCUAGCCCAAAAACCCUCAUUUUCACGCUCUUGCUUGCUAUCAUAGCUUCUAUGGUGUGCAGCGCAUGUUUGCAUUGUGUUUGGCGGUUUCUUUCAGGUACUAGAGAACUUGAAAGGCAAGUGAGGUUGUUAGUACAUCGCGCUAGUAAGAUGGCGCCGGGGGAUCUUCCGCCUUUGCCAAACAUAAUUGUGGAAAAUGGGAGCGUUUUCGCAGCACUAGCUGGCCGAGGGUCUACUUAACUAAUGUCAAUCCAACCGUACCGGGACGCCCGGUGUAACGGGACACAUUUUCUUUCGGCCGCUCGGAUUGUCCCUAACGCGCUUGUAUAUAGACAUGCGCAGUGCACAUCCAUUUUGCAGCUCUUAUUUUCCCAAUACAUCAGCCUCCAGCGCCAAAAAGCGCGUUACUGACCAUGCUGUCGCUCGUUCUGUUAGUGCCAUCCAUCAACUCUUCUCCAAUUACCCCUUGCUCGUUUGUGACAGUCUACGUUUGUGGAGAGCUCGGUGGGCUAGAAAGGAAGUCAGAAUUGCAAAGAUCAAGACUGC